UGCGCAAGUUAGUGAAACCCCCUUGAAGGCAAGCUUAGCUCCCAAAAACCCUUGUGUUGUUUCUGUGACGCGCCGUCGCCCCUCUCUCUCUCUCUCUCUCUCUCUCUCUCAAACCCUGGAAAAACCCUCGGGUGUACCGAUUCCCAAACACCCCCACUUCUCUCUCCCCAAACCGCCGGACUACCAAUCGAGAAGAAAUACCUAGAAGAACCUCCGGCAUCAUCCCCGCCGUUCAUCAAUGGCGAUCAACGGCCCUAAUUUAGAGUGCCGGAUGUACGAAGCCAAGUACCCGGAAGUCGACAUGGCCGUGAUGAUCCAGGUGAAGAACAUCGCGGACAUGGGCGCGUACGUCUCCCUCCUCGAGUACAACAACAUCGAGGGUAUGAUCCUAUUCUCGGAGCUCUCACGCCGUCGGAUCCGGAGCGUCAGCAGCCUCAUCAAGGUGGGCCGCCAGGAGCCCGUCAUGGUCCUCCGCGUGGAUAAGGAGAAGGGCUACAUCGAUCUCAGCAAGCGCAGGGUCUCCGAAGAAGAUAUUCAGGCGUGCGAAGAGAGGUAUAACAAGAGCAAGCUCGUUCACUCAAUCAUGCGGCAUGUUGCCGAGACGAUGCAGUUGGAUUUAGAGGAUCUGUACAUCCAUGUUGGCUGGCCUUUGUACCGAAAGUAUGGACAUGCUUUUGAGGCAUUUAAAUUGAUUGUAACGGAUCCUGAUUCAGUUCUAAAUUCCCUUACUCGUGAAGUUAAGGAAGUUGGUCCUGAUGGGCAAGAGGUGACCAAGGUGGUGCCUGCAAUGUCGGAGGAGGUCAAAGAUGCUUUGAUUAAAAACAUUAGGAGGCGAAUGACCCCACAACCGCUGAAGAUACGUGCAGAUGUUGAAAUGAAAUGUUUUCAGUUUGAUGGGGUUCUUCAUAUCAAGGAAGCUAUGAGGAAGGCUGAAGCUGCUGGAAAUAAUGAUUGUCCCGUGAAAAUCAAAUUAGUUGCUCCUCCUCUCUAUGUCCUUACUACUCAGACCCUAGAAAAGGAGCAAGGCAUUUCUAUUCUAAACAAUGCAAUCAAAGCUUGCACCGAAGAGAUAGAGCGACACAAGGGGAAACUUGUAUUGAAGGAGGCACCUAGAGCUGUGAGUGAACGAGACGAUAAGCUACUAGCUGAUCACAUGGCUAAGCUAAAUCCUGGAAAUGAGGAUGGUGAGGAAGGCUCUGAAGAGGAGGAAGAUACAGGGAUGGGUGAAAUCGAUUUGGAAAACUCGUCCAUGGGGAUAACAGAGUGAAAAAAGGGGCAAGUAGACAUCGACUCCCAACUGUUUUGCCAUAUUUGAGAGUGGUUGUAUAGAGCCUGUUCAUGAAUGUUGUGUCAUUAACCCCUUUCGCAUCAAGCAUUUCAUUUAGCAGGCUCUGCUGGCCAGUAAUGGUCGUGUUGGCCAAUUUCAUUUGGAGGAUACUUUCACACCUUUGAUAUUUUCAACAGUUUUGCAUUUAUAUUGACUUCUAAACCUGUGUCUACUCUUAUAAAUAAACAAGGAAAAUCACACUUCACAACC
Molecule: messenger RNA, 1537 nt
Organism: Magnolia sinica
Lineage: Eukaryota; Viridiplantae; Streptophyta; Magnoliopsida; Magnoliales; Magnoliaceae
Product: eukaryotic translation initiation factor 2 subunit alpha homolog
Exons: 7
Coding region: 239-1267 (342 amino acids)
Cellular component (GO): eukaryotic translation initiation factor 2 complex; eukaryotic translation initiation factor 2B complex; multi-eIF complex
Molecular function (GO): RNA binding; ribosome binding; translation initiation factor activity
Source: RefSeq, a predicted model, not a curated record